UCCGGGCCCCCAGCGGAAGUAGCGGGGGCGGUGCCAUGGCCGAAGGUCUUCUCCGCGGGGAGAAUCCGGAUUCGAGGUCUCUCCGCGGGGCGGGAGUGAGGUUUUGGGAGUUUUUUUUUUUUUUUCCCCGCGGUGGCUCCCAAAUUCUGCUUCUGAGGCUGCGCCCGGCUGGGGGCUCGGCGCGCCCGGCCCCACCCUUUAGGGGAACCUAAGAACUGCUGACUGGGGCGCCCAGCGCGCGGUGGACUAGGCUCACGCGGGUCGCCGCCGCCCCUCGCGGCUGGGCGGCCCGGCUCAUCCGCAGGGUGCUGGCGGCCCCACUCUCCGCGUCCCUGAGCCUCUUCUUCGUCUCCUUCGCGCGCCCAAGGCGGCGCGAGGGCCUCAGUUCCCGAAAGGGACGCCCCCUCGGGUUCAUGAGACGGACUCGGGCCACCCGGACGUAGUAGCUCCGUUUUCCCCGAAAAACGCCGUGUCUCGCGUCCUUGGCGACGGUGACCGACCGCCUCCGGCUCGGACAGCCGUCGUGGUUGUUUUUAAAGACACCCCCGUUUCGCGGACACCGAACCCUGAGGAACCGUAAGGUUUCUCAGUCAGUUCUUGAGAGGGACUUUUUUUUCUUGCCUAAAGCGGCUUACUGACUGUUCCGUUGUAAUUAAGCCUUUCUGUGCGUGAGAGCCCGGCCGCUGGAUGUCAGCCCCCUGAAGGCUGGGGUCUGUGUCUUGUUCUUUGUGACCUCUUCUCCUGUAGUGGAGUAGGGCUUUGUGUAGGCUCAGCAUCUCGUAAAUGUUUGCCGAAUUGAAAUGUUAAGUGAAACAACUAUUCUAGAACCACUAACUGAGCAUCUUAAAAAAAAAAAAAACCUGUUCUAGAACCCCCAACGGGAAUGUUGUUGUUGUUUUCCUUUCCUGCGAAGUAUCCGAUGCUGCUUCAGGCUUGAACCCAGCCUGAGGGACCACCUCUGAGAGGACCCUGCCUGUGUGUGUGGUAUCCGCUUGAAUUCCUCAGGUUGUUGAGGAAUGGAGAAUCUCCAGCAGUGUUAAAUGUUCAAUAUAUGACCAUCCACGUCGGAGAUGGCUGCUUUGCAAAGGAGAGGGCUGCAGACAAGGAUUCUCAGCUCUGAAGAAGAGGAGAAACUGAAGAGAGACCAAGCUUUAGUGUCUGAUUUUAAACAGCAGAAACUGGAAAAAGAGGCUCAGAAGAACUGGGACCUUUUUUACAAAAGAAACAGCACUAAUUUCUUCAAAGAUAGACACUGGACUACCAGAGAGUUUGAGGAGCUCAGAUCAUGUAGAGAGUUUGAAGAUCAAAAAUUGACUAUUCUUGAAGCUGGCUGUGGGGUUGGGAACUGUUUAUUCCCACUUUUAGAAGAAGAUCCAGAUAUCUUUGCCUAUGCCUGUGAUUUUUCUCCGAGAGCUGUUGAAUAUGUCAAGCAAAAUCCUCUUUAUGACACAGAAAGAUGCAGGGUGUUCCAGUGUGAUCUGACCAAAGAUGACCUUCUGGAGCAUGUGCCCCCAGAGUCUGUGGAUGUUGUCAUGUUGAUAUUUGUGCUCUCUGCAGUUCACCCUGAUAAGAUGCACCUUGUCUUACAAAACAUUUACAAGCCCCCAAUAGAAUUCCUUUUUCAGCUGACCUGGAAUGAGUUCACAGCAGCAGUGUGAGGCCGCCAUACACGGUGACUGGUUCGUUAAUUGGAUAUCAUGUGCUUCAUCAGGAAGUUAGCGGAAGAAGCAAUCUCUCAGCCUCUGACAGUCAGACACCCUUUGGGCAGCUCUCCAGUUUGAACAACCACAGAAACAUGCUGUUCAUGGUAGAGCUAAUUACUGUAGGAUGGUAACACUGGAGAAAUUCUAAAACCACUUAAUUUUAAACUGAAUGGGAACCUUAAAGUUGGGUUCCCUCAUUUUUGGAAUGAAACGGUAAAGUAAAAAUCAACUAAAUUUGUUAUUGGAAGACAAGAUUUUGGUCUUCCCUGUGCCACUAACUUGCCUUGAAAGCCCAGGCAAAUCACUUGUGCUCUGAGCCUCACUCACCAAGAGAGGAUCUGACUGAUGUCACCCGCCAUCUUUGUGGAGCUGCUGGGAGGACGAGAAAACCCAGCAGAGGCACGGUCCUGCCUCAGAAGAGGUGUUAGUGCCGUAAUUUCUGUCUUAUGGACGAGAAAGCACAUUCAGAGGAUUAAACAACUUGUCUAGGGUCAUUCAGCCAGUUAACGGAAGAGCUGGCCCAUGGAUCAGGAGUUCCCAGAUUCCUGAGCGACAGUCCCAUGCAGCCUUCCCUUCCUUCUGAAAAUAAGUGAGUCUCAUACAAAUUAAAAUUUUCAGAUUGUUUUCUUCUUGGUCACAUUUCUGACCAAAGUAAGAAUGUUUUUAUCCAGUCAGUCAGUUCAGUCGCUCAGUUGUGUCCGACUCUUUGUGACCCCAUGAAUCGCAGCACGAGGCUCUUUAUUGACAGUAUUUUAAAUGCAUGCUAGUGUUUGCCGGGGUCCAGCCCCAGCAGGAUCCAGGGGUACCCUCAGGAUGACGGCGUUGGCUAUAAGGAAAGUAAAAGGGGAGAGAAAGAGGCUUGAUCUUCCUUGGUUUACACAGAAAGCCAAUAAAGCUCCUGGCACGGAACUUGCUCUGUUCACAGAGGUUGCAGGCGCCCUCUUGGUGGGGUGAGGACGCAGGACGCCCCCUCCCCGGUAAAGACGCAGGGUGCCUUCCCUAUCGGGUCUUAGAAACCUAGGCAAAAAAGUGAAUUCAGAGAGCCCCUGUGCCCCAAGGAGUCAUCCUGAAAGAAGAACAGAGAGAGAAAGAUAGAAAAGGAAAGAAAGAAUGACACGGGGAGACCAAGCUUCGGUGAGCAAGGCCCAUAACUUUAUUUUCAAAAGGAACUUUUAUACCU
Molecule: messenger RNA, 2883 nt
Organism: Bubalus bubalis (water buffalo)
Lineage: Eukaryota; Metazoa; Chordata; Mammalia; Artiodactyla; Bovidae
Gene: METTL6
Product: methyltransferase 6, methylcytidine
Exons: 4
Coding region: 1071-1658 (195 amino acids)
Source: RefSeq, a predicted model, not a curated record